UCACCUGACAGUCUACACUACUCACCGGUCAUGUUUUCUGUGUUGGGACUCACCAUUCCCUUCUCAGCCACGGAGCUACUCUUGAUCUCUAUUGUCUUCUGCCUGGUGUUUUGGGCUAUCCGGACCUGGCAGCCUCAAGCCCCCAAAGGCCUGAAGAACCCCCCAGGGCCCUGGGGCUGGCCCCUGCUGGGACAUGCGCUGACGUUAGGGAAGAACCCGCACCUGGUCCUGUCACGGAUGAGCCAGCUUUAUGGGGAUGUGUUGGAGAUCCGAAUUGGCAGCACGCCUGUGGUGGUGCUCAGUGGCCUGGAUACCAUCAGGCAGGCCCUGGUGCGGCAGGGAGAUGACUUCAAAGGCCGGCCUGACUUCUACAGUUUCACCCUGGUCACUGAAGGUCAGAGCCUGACCUUCAACCCAGACUCAGGGCCUGUGUGGGCUGCUCGCAGGCGCCUGGCCCAGAAUGCACUAAAGAGUUUUGCCAUUGCCUCGGAUCCAACAUCCUCAUCCUCCUGCUAUCUGGAGGAGCAUGUAAGCAAGGAGGCCGAAUAUCUUAUUGGCAAGUUCCAGGAGUUGAUGGCAGGGACUGGGCACUUUGACGCCUACAGGUAUGUAGUGGUGUCUGUAGCCAAUGUCAUCUGUGCCAUAUGCUUCGGCCAGCGCUUUGACCACGACGACCAGGAGUUUCUUAGCUUGGUUGACCUGAGUAAUGAAUUUGGGGAGAUAGUGGCUUCAGGCAACCCAGCUGACUUCAUCCCAAUCCUCCGUUACUUGCCCAACCCUACUCUGGCUACCUUCAAGGACUUGAAUAACAAGUUCUAUAACUUAAUGCAGAAGAUGGUCAAGGAGCACUACAAGAAGUUUGAAAAGGGCCAUAUUCGGGACAUCACAGACAGCCUGAUUGAUCACUGUCAGGACAAGAAGCUGGACGAGAAUGCCAAUAUGCAGCUGUCCGAUGAGAAGAUUGUCAACGUGGUUAUGGAUCUCUUUGGAGCUGGGUUUGACACAGUCACAACUGCUCUCUCCUGGGCACUCCUGUACCUAGUGACGAACCCUGGUAUACAGAAAAAGAUCCAGAAGGAACUGGACACGGUGAUUGGUGGAGUGCGACAGCCCCGGCUCUCAGAUAGAUUCCAGCUGCCCUAUCUGGAGGCCUUUAUCCUGGAGACCUUCCGACAUUCCUCCUUUGUGCCUUUCACUAUCCCCCACAGCACCACUAGAGACACCAGUCUGCUUGGCUUCUACAUCCCCAAGGAACGCUGUAUCUUUGUGAAUCAGUGGCAGAUCAACCAUGACCCGAAGCUGUGGGAUGAUCCAUCUGCCUUCCGGCCAGAAAGGUUUCUCACCGAAGAUGGCACCAUUGACAAGACAGCGAGCGAGAAAGUGAUACUCUUUGGCAUGGGCAAGCGGAAAUGCUUGGGAGAAACCAUUGCCCGCUGGGAGAUCUUCCUUUUCCUGGCCAUCUUGCUGCAGAGGGUAGAAUUCAGUGUGACUCCAGGCGUAGAGGUGGACCUGACCCCCAUCUAUGGACUAACCAUGAAGUAUGCCCGCUGCCAUCACUUCCAGGCACACAUACGCUCUGAGGGGGUUGAGCUCUCUGCCCCCUAGAUUCAGUUUACCUGAUUUUUCUGGG
Suncus etruscus (white-toothed pygmy shrew) is the source of this 1630-nucleotide messenger RNA. RefSeq names its product cytochrome P450 1A1-like. Bases 31 to 1605 code for a protein of 524 amino acids. Gene Ontology annotation, molecular function: iron ion binding; heme binding; oxidoreductase activity, acting on paired donors, with incorporation or reduction of molecular oxygen, reduced flavin or flavoprotein as one donor, and incorporation of one atom of oxygen. The transcript has 6 exons. Gene Ontology annotation, biological process: progesterone metabolic process; hormone biosynthetic process. NCBI's taxonomy places the organism in Eukaryota, Metazoa, Chordata, Mammalia, Eulipotyphla, Soricidae. The record is from RefSeq and is a predicted model, not a curated record.